Messenger RNA from Mesorhabditis spiculigera, 510 nucleotides. Lineage: Eukaryota; Metazoa; Nematoda; Chromadorea; Rhabditida; Rhabditidae. The record is from the annotation of a GenBank genome assembly.
AUGCUGAAGAGGCCAAGAAGAAGGAGGCCGACCCAAGAUCUCCAAGAAGGAGGAGAAGGCCAAGAAGAAGCCGAAGCCAAGGCUAAAGAAGCCGAAGCCGAAGCGUGGGAAGCCAAGGCAAAGGCUGAUGCUAAGAGGCCAGAAAAGGAGGCCGACUCCAAGAUCUCCAAGAAGGAGGAGAAGGCCAAGCAAGAAGCCGAAGCCAAGGCCAAGCAAGAAGCCGAAGCCAAGGCCAAGCAGGAAGCCGAAGCCAAGGCAAAGGCUGAUGCCGAAGAGGCCAAGAAGAAGGAGGCCGACUCCAAGAUCUCCAAGAAGGAGGAGAAGGCCAAGCAAGAAGCCGAAGCCAAGGCCAAGCAAAAGAAGGAAGCCGAAGCCAAGGCAAAGGCUGAUGCUGAAGAGGCCAAGAAGAAGGAGGCCGACUCCAAGAUCUCCAAGAAGGAGGAGAAGGCCAAGCGCAAGCAAGAAGCCGAAGCCAAGGCCAAGCAGAGAAGCCGAAGCCAAGGCAAAGGC